AAAUGCAUUGAUAAUUGAAUAGAUUUAAAACUGCCAAACUGCACAGCAUCAUUCUUGAAGAUUUCACAUCUCGUGCAAUAUUUAAGGAGGAUGAAAGCAGCAAUGACAACGAAGAUUUUACUGUUGAUGCUUUUUGCUCUUCAUGCUCAGGUGUCUAAGGCAAACAGCAAAGAAAGUACCGACAGUUACAUGGAUGAAGUUGCGUCAGUUUACAUUCCAAGUGCAGUUGAGGGUUCGGGCCUCGAGCUUUAUGAAAUGCCAGACUUUUCUCACAACUUCCAGAACCGAUCCGAUGAUGGGACCAUGAUCAGGCACAAGAUAUCUUACCAUUCCGGAAAUCUGACUGGUCUUGAAAAGGUAAAGAGAAAAUCAUGUGAGCAGCCUUUCUAUUCCUCGGCAAACAUCACUUUCUCCUGUAUCUUGACUUUGCCAGAAAUUCUCGUAUCGUAUGAAGGGAGAGUGAUGAAGAUUACGUCUACAUCAACAUCAGCUAGAUUUCAAGAAUUUCCUUUUGGUGUUUCCGCAAGAUUUAUCGAUGUAGAGUUUGAAAUGACAGUGACUACAUCGCCUAACAGCAAAAUUUCAAGCGUAAAACAUUUAAAGAUUCAAAAUCAAGGAACGCCAUUCCUAAGUUUUAGCUCCACUGCAGAAAAUAUGUCUUAUGAAAUCCUAAGCAAGCAUUUUUUCCACAAGUAUCAAGAAAUUUUCCAAGAACUUUUUGAAAACGAUUACAGAGAUGCUUUGGAAACAGCUGUAAGCAGUGCUUCAUACCCAGUGGAAAGGGUUUAUUAACUAACCUAAUUUCUUUCUUGAUAAAGUUGUUCGAAUCUUCUUCCAAAUAAGUUCUCUUGACUCGACAAGAAGGAUAGUAAUUCAAUUAUUUUUUCCAGCCAACUAACUGUUAAUGACUCAGUAGCUAUAAUAUGAUUUAACCAUACUUUCUUUUGGAGUUGUCCCUUAAAAAAAAUAAAUAAUGUUGCUUUAAAAGUUUUUGAAAUAUUUAAUAAAUGAAGAAUAUUUUACGCAGCUGUGAGAUGUUGUUUUAUAAAAACCAGUUUGAAAAUACUCCCACUCACACAAAAAUCAAUAAGGGGAUGGAUAUGAAAUGUUUGAUUUGUUUUUAUGAAAUGAAGAUUUGAACUAAAAUUUCAAUUACAUGGUUCUAUUUAAAGUGUAAUAUGAAGAAAUUGUUAUUGAAAGCGAUAGAAGGGGAUAUUAAUCAAAUAUCUAUUUUUUAUCAUAUUUAUUUUAUGUUCAUACUUUAAAUUAGAUUCCAAACCUAACUGCUGAGUUAGUUGACGCAUUUCAAGUAAGUGCUUUAAAAAGUGACAUUGGAACAGUUGAAAAAAUUGUUUAUAGAUAAACUCUAAAAAUUACAUGAACUUUGUUGACCUAUUUUA
This is a messenger RNA of Uloborus diversus, 1400 nucleotides long. RefSeq lists its product as uncharacterized. The record is from RefSeq and is a predicted model, not a curated record. Lineage: Eukaryota; Metazoa; Arthropoda; Arachnida; Araneae; Uloboridae. The transcript has 3 exons. Bases 91 to 792 code for a protein of 233 amino acids.